Molecule: messenger RNA, 1947 nt
Organism: Aspergillus mulundensis
Lineage: Eukaryota; Fungi; Ascomycota; Eurotiomycetes; Eurotiales; Aspergillaceae
Product: glutamyl-tRNA(Gln) amidotransferase, subunit A
Exons: 4
Coding region: 1-1947 (648 amino acids)
Source: RefSeq, a predicted model, not a curated record
AUGGUCUCCGCACACCUGCGCCUCACGGCCGCGCUCCCGCUGCUGUCGAGUGCCGUUGAAGCCGUCACGUUCAAGGGCCAGACGAUUGCGGUGGGCGAGAACACCUACUACGUGCCUCCAAAGGUUGUGACGACGCUGCAGGUCGGGGAAGGUCUAGCGCAUGGAGAUGACCUUGUGCCGUUGACUGUGUUUAGGAGCGAUGCUAGGAAUCUGAGUACGGCGGCGGUUCGGGACCUGGUCAAUCUCUACGAAUCUACGGAUGAUGUUUUCAGCACGGCUUUCUUGCAAAAUAUCUACAUCACCUACAACGGCUCCCACAACACCCCACUCCUGGACAUCUCUCCCCCAUCGUCAUGGAAGACCAAAUUCCUCGGCCACGCCGCCGCAUACAGCCCCAAGACCGCAACCAACAGCACAACCGACAUCGCCCCGGGCCCCUACUUCCUCGACACCACCACCGGCGCCGUCCACGAAGCCUACCGCCUCUACUCCGACGUCAUGGGCUCCUUCACGCAAGGCCUCAUUGCCACAGGCAACAACACCUACGACGUCCUCCCCUCCAGCCUGCAAGGCUACGAGUCCCUAACCAUCGGCGUCCCCUCGCGCCUCUACUCCACAAGAACCGCAACCAAACCCCUCGCAGGCGUACGCCUCGGCGUAAAAGACCUCUACGACAUCAAAGGCGUCAAAACCGGCUGCGGCAACCGCGCCUACUACGACCUGUACGCCGCCGCCAACACCACAGCACCAAGCAUCCAGUCCCUCAUCGACGCGGGGGCCGUGAUCGUGGGCAAAAUGAAGACGUCCCAGUUCGCGAACGGCGAGACCGCCACCGCCGACUGGGUCGACUACCACUCGCCCUUUAAUGCGCGCGGCGACGGGUACCAGGAUCCCAGUUCGUCGUCGUCUGGGCCUGGGUCGGGCAUCGGCGCGUACGCCUGGCUGGAUCUCGCGGUUGGGAGCGAUACAGGCGGGUCGAUUCGCAAUCCGGCGCAGGUGAACGGGUGCUUUGGGAAUAGGCCGUCGUUCGACCUCGUCUCGCUGGACGGGGUCAUGCCCAUGUCCCCGGCGCUCGAUACAGCGGGUUUUCUAACUCGGGAUGCAAAGCUGUGGCAGGCUGCGUCGGAGGUCCUCUAUGCGCCUGCGGGUUUGAAGUCGUAUAGCAAGUACCCCAGGUCCAUUCGGACGAUUGACUUCCCGACCGAUGCGAGCACCGAGGCGAAUCGGGUCCUGCUUGCCUUCCUGCACAAGCUCAAGACGUUCCUUGGAAACGCGACCGUCUCGCCACUCGACUACGACGCCCUCUGGGAGGACACCAAACCGCACACCGUGCCCGAGGAUACAACCCUGACUUCCCUCCUGAAUCUCACCUACGGCAUCCUGAUCACAAAGCAGCAGUUUCCGCGUAUUGGCGCGAAGCUCUACGAUGACUAUGCGGCCGCGAAUAACGGCCGCCGCCCCUUCAUCGACCCGGUGCCAUUGAGCCGGUGGAACUGGGGCCUCAGCUACCCAGACUCACAGCUCGACAUCGAGCUAGCGAAUAAAGAGGUCUUCAAGGCGUGGUGGAAUUCCACAGUGCAGGUGUUUGAUGAGGAGACGUGCGCCGAUAGCCUCGUGCUGUACGUUGGCACUGCCGGCACGCCGACGUACCGGAAUGUUUAUCGCGACAUCCCCGGCAUCCCGCUGGGCUUCUCCUCAGCCCGGAUCUCGAAUAUGGCCGGUGUGCCGGAUAUGGUUGUCCCUGUCGGCCAAGCACGCUAUAACUCGACCAUCACGCUGCGCGAGGAGUACCUCCCCGUGGCGGUGGACAUCAUCGCGCCGCAUGGGUGCGAUCUCAUGGUCUUUAGCCUCGUCAAUGAGCUUGUGGAGCGCGGGAUUGUGGGUGAGCCCGGGACGGGGAGUGUGAUGUAUCCUCGGGCUACUGGGGAUGAGAGGAUAUAUUACUAG